AUGGAAAUUAACAAGAGCAAGGUCCUGAUCGUGGGCGGGACGGGGUACGUCGGGAGGAGGAUCGUCAAGGCGAGCUUACAGCAGGGGCACGAGACGUACGUGCUCCAGAGGCGCGAGCUCGGCUUAUACGACAUCGAGAAGGUGCAGAUGCUUCUGUCGUUUAAGAGGCUUGGAGCGAGGCUCGUGGAGGCCUCGUUCUCGGACCACCGGAGCCUCGUGGAGGCCGUGCGGCUCGCGGACGUGGUGGUUUGUGCCAUGUCCGGAGUCCCCUUCAGGAGCCAUAACAUCUUGUUGCAGCUCAAGCUGGUGGACGCCAUCAAAGAAGCUGGCAACGUCAAGAGGUUCUUGCCGUCGGAGUUUGGAAUGGACGCUGGAAGGAUGGGGCACGCGCUUGCGCCUGGAAGAAUAACGUUCGACGACAAAGUGACUGUGAGGAAAGCGAUCGAGGAGGCCCGCAUUCCGUACACCUACGUGUCGGCCAACUGCUUCGCCGGUUACUUCAUCGGCGGCCUCUGCGACUUCAACUCCCUCACUCCUCCGAAAGGGAAGGUCCAUUUGUACGGAGAUGGCAAUGUCAAAGCGAUCUUUGUGGACGAGGAUGACGUCGGGACAUACACGAUUAAGGCCAUCGACGACCCUCGGACGCUGAACAAGACGUUGUAUCUCAGGCCAUCCGACAACAUUCUCUCCCAGAGACAAUUGGUGGAGAUGUACGAAAGCCUGUCCGGGAAGAGGGUUGAGACCGUCCUCAUUCCCGAAAAGGACUUCUUGGCCUCCAUGGCAGGGUUGGACUACAUUGGGCAGAUAGGAGUGGGACAUUACUACCACAUAUUCUACGAAGGCAGUUUGACUAAUUUCGAGAUUGGAGCAGGCGGUGUGGAAGCUUCGGAGCUCUAUCCCGAGGUUCGCUACACUCGCAUGGACGACUACAUGAAGCAAUACCUUUGACUUUCAGACA
Rhodamnia argentea is the source of this 958-nucleotide messenger RNA. Its product is annotated as isoflavone reductase homolog. Lineage: Eukaryota; Viridiplantae; Streptophyta; Magnoliopsida; Myrtales; Myrtaceae. The record is from RefSeq and is a predicted model, not a curated record. The coding region runs from base 1 to 948 and encodes 315 amino acids. The transcript is spliced from 4 exons. Gene Ontology annotation, molecular function: oxidoreductase activity.